AAGCACUAAAAUAAUCCAAGCUGACAGAGCAGGUGCAGACAGCUCACAGUCUGUGAGCAGGAGAAAUGGGCUGCUUGAGAAUGUGUUUGUGUGGUAGAGUCUGGAGCUUACUGUCUGCAGGAAACCCUGGGGUGGAUAUAAGAGGUCCGAGUCCAAGAGAUGGAGGAGGGGGUCAGCGCUGGAGUGCAGCAGCCAAAGGCCAGGGUGAUCGAGGCGCUAUGUCUAGCUCUGUCAGUAACCAGACAGGCCUGGUGAAUGUCACCAGCUGUGUAACCCCGACACUGACUCUCAAUCUACGUUCAUCACACAACGAGCUGCUUAAUGCUGACAUCAAGAGAUCGACACCACCUAAAGGUCGUAAGGUUUAUGCUUCUACUGACCUUCAGACUGCUAUGGGACUGGCUGAUGAGACUGCCAACAGCAAGUGGCUGAAGGACGGACGAAACCAGAUGCGCAAGGCUGCUGAGAACGAGAGGAAAGACCAGAAUUGGAACGUCACCUUGAGAACAGAAGAGACUGAGAGCUCUGCAAAGAAGGAGCAGCCAGAAUCGGCAGACAAGGAGCAAGCAGUGAACCAGGCUGUUUCCCAAAGUAAAGGCUUUCUCAGUUACUACAUGGGCCUGGAACUUUCCCUCAACGCAUGUGGUGGGAAUUCUGACAAAGGACAGCCAUUGGUCAUCCAGUUGGAUCAGGGAGAAUUUGAGGCAUAUGAGUCAGAUUCAGCAAGUCAACCCUCUGAAAUCCGGUCAGGCUCCAAGACACAUGGAGAGCAGCCAGUGGAAGAUGAAAAGGCCGGACUGACCAACCCAUUGGACGCACCUAGUGACCAUCGGAAAAGCUCGUGUCUCUUAUUUGGAAUGAAAAAUACCGCAGCUAGUGACGAGGAUUCGAGCUGGACCAGCCUUUCCCAAGGCAGUGCUUCUUGGAGUUCCCCUGAUGAUAUAGAUCCUAUCUGGAAUCGGAAUUCAUUUGAGACAGAUGCAGACCUGCCCUCUGGCUGGAUGCGGGUACGAGACACCUCGGGGACAUAUUACUGGCACAUUCCCACAGGAACAACUCAGUGGGAACCGCCACCUCCUGCUUGUGAUCAGGAAUCAGGAUCUCGGAAACCUUCUGCCAUGUCACAGUGUACAACUCCCUUGGAGGAUCCACAGGAGAUCCAAACCACAACUGAGACCUCAGAUACAAGUCUGAAAGAAUUUGAGGGGGCUACACUAAGAUACGCAUCUUUGAAUCUGGGAGGUCAAACAGAAGAGGAUAAUUACAAAAACAUCCUAAAUACUGAUGAUGAGUCAAAGUGUUUUUCUGUCCGCUCCCUUGGUUGGGUGGAGAUGUUGGAGGAGGAUCUUGCUCCAGGAAAGAGCAGCAUUGCCGUCAACAACUGCAUACGACAGCUGUCCUACCACAAGAACAACCUGCGCGAUGCUGCGGGCACCUGGGGGGAGGGUAAAGACAUGCUGCUCCUGCUUGAGGAUGACACACUGAACCUCAUCGAUCCCCUGGGCCAGAAUCUGCUGCAUACGCAACCGAUUGUCAGCAUCCGGGUAUGGGGUGUCGGCCGGGACAGUGGGCGUGAGAGGGAUUUUGCCUAUGUCGCCAGAGACAAACUGACACGUGUAUUGAAAUGUCACGUAUUCCGCUGUGACAUGCCAGCGAAGGCCAUUGCCACCAGAUUGCAUGAAAUCUGCUCAAAGAUCAUGGCUGACAGGAAAGAUACGAAGACCUCAAUGAACGGGAUCCUAUUUGACCAUUCAAAGCUUGUUGAUGUCCCAUUCCAAGUGGAGUUUCCAGUGCCCAAGAGUGAGCUUGUUCAAAGAUUCCAGGUGUUGUACUUGGGAAAUAUUGCAGUGACCAAGCCUGUAGACACUAGGCACCUCUGGAGAGCAGGGAUGCUGGGAGCCAGUCGUGGGUCAGGGAUGCAGAGAUCAGGUAUGGAUGUGAUAAACAGUGCGCUGGAGAACACUAUCCAGAACAGCCACAAGCAGAACUGGACUCCAGUCAUCGUCAAUGUGGCUUCAGCGACUCUCACUAUUAUCAAUGAGGAGAGUGAAGAGGUUCUGUCAGAAUGCCGAGUGCGUUUCCUCUCCUUUAUGGGUGUUGGCCGAGAUGUUCAUUCCUUUGCCUUCAUCAUGGCUGCUGGUCCUGAUCAGUUUGAUUGUCACAUGUUCUGGUGUGAACCCAAUGCUGCUGGCCUAUCAGAGGCUGUGCAGGCAGCAUGCAUGCUCCGAUAUCAGAAAUGUUUAGAUGCUCGGCCGCCUGGUCUCGGAAACUCGCUGACUGUGCCGUGUGCAGAUUCUGUUGCCAGGAGAGUCGGUUCCAGUGUUAAAAAAGGCGUUCAGACUCUCCUGGGCUCCUUCAAACCUAAACGCUCUGGAUCCCAGACUCCCUAACAGCUCCAAGGAUCAGAUUGGACCUGCACUUUCAGGACUCUUUCCUCUUUAGUAACAAAACUGCCAACAAGAACAAUUCAAAUUCAUGUGCCAGUGAGUAAAGCCCACAACCAAAACUUCUCUCUCUCUCUCUGCUUCCCCCUCUUUGUCUCCCCCGGUCCCAUCCACAUCUCUCUCUACAAACUGUCUCUACACUCCCCACAACUCUCUCCCCAUCCUGUAUCUCCCCAAACUGUUUUGUGUCUUCCCCUGUCCUCUGGCAUCUCCUCCUCUCCUCUCACAUCUCUCCACCCAAUGACAACCCCCACCCCCACCCCAGCUCGCUCCAUUCCUCCUCUCCUCUCUCUUAACAAGCUGACAGGACACCAGCAGUGUCUGGUGACUGUCUCUCCAGGAUCCAGCAUCUCCCCAGGUAAGGGGCCCCUGUGUGGGGACCAUUACUGAUUUUGGAGCUAAGUACCAGUGAAACCUGAUACUUCUAAAAAUGUUGGAUCCUAAGUUAAUAUUUUGAUUUGUAAAAUAUUGAGGGUUUAGAUAUUUAAGGGCUGGACCUUUAGCCGGAAAGCAGUGACAGACCUGGGGUAGCAGAGUAUUUCCAGGGCUUGGGUCUGAGGCCAGAAAGCAGCGAUGGACCUCGUUCUCCCAAGAGUUUGAAAAACCCACAGGAUUCCUCCUUUCAAGCAGGAAGUGGAAUUUGAUGUGCCUUUUUUUGUUGGAAUGUACAGUUCAUCAUGACAACGCUACAGAAUGUUCCUGAACAACACUACACUGAUCAUAGCAGCACUACAGCAUCUCCCAUGGCAAUGAGUCUCUGCUCCCCACACCUCCAGGUGUUGAUGCCCAGUAUUUUUGCAGUGAUCAAUCUGCCUGUGUUUCUCUCUCUCUGUCUCUCUCUCUCUGCUUUUCUUGCUGUUGCACGACUGCUCAGACCUGAUGGCGAACUGGUCGGUCCCAGGAACCUUUCUGCUGGCCUGACCAUGGCUGGAAUUAGAUCAUUCGAGGAAGGCAGUCCAGGAUCAGGAAACCAUGGCAAUUAUAUUCCCUGUGUACCUGUCUGAGUCUGAGAUGGACCUGAGCCCAGACACUAAAGUACUGGUCUUUUCUAAUCACUAGGUCUAUGCCCCUGGUACCAGGUUUGCUGUGAGUUGCGAUGGGUGUGAUGGCGACUCUUAUUGCUCCCACCAUAUGCAGACUGUGGGCGUGAUUCUGAGUCUGGCCCAUUACUAAACUAGAAUCAUACCCAAAAUCCAGUUGUGGAUUUGUGUGUUUUGAAUGGACAAGCAGUGACUAUGGACAUAUGUUAUCGCACUGGUAAGCUGAUCGUGCCUCUUACUGAUCUUGUGUUUAACAUGUACCCUCUGCACAGUCAAAAUAUUUAAUUUAAACAAGGGAUGGAAAUGAAGCAGUGUCAACAAGGCCAACUCGAGGUGACCCAGGAGUAGGGGCAUAGUAUGGCACUACACUCAUGGUCAUCCUGAGUGCUCAGGAAACUCCUGCAGCCAGGGCUUUCUCAAGCAACAGUUGCCCCUUACCUCAGCCCCCUCGUGAUGGCUGAAUAGUGAUGUUGAUUCAGUCAAUUUCUGCCUGCCCAGCACCAUCCCUUCCCUCCCCUGUGACUUAAGCUCAAAAAUGUGACUCCUGUAAAGUAUUUUAAUUGUUGGUUUGCAUUAUUAUUGACAUCCUGUACCUGUAUUUAAUGUGCAAACAUUAAUAAUGAGAUGUGAUUACCAUGAGCAUUAUAAGGGUGCGAUGAAUGUCCAUGUGGUACUAGCCUCUUACACUAAUUCACAACAGCUGCUGGACGCACUACACAUCUGAACUUACACACACUCUCAAAAACUAUGACUGCCCUUAAAUGUUGGAGAGCUGGGGGAGUGACUUGCUUUACACUGACCCUUGGGCUCUCUGUGUUGAAUAAUAGAUUCCUUGAGUAACUUCACAUUAAUUCUCAAUGCAGAAUUGUAUGAAAAAACGUUGGAGCUUAACCUGUGUGUUAUUGUGAAUUAACAAAAUAAAUGUCACAGUGUCGUGUCUCCUCAUG
Messenger RNA from Chiloscyllium plagiosum (whitespotted bambooshark), 4431 nucleotides. The record is from RefSeq and is a predicted model, not a curated record. NCBI's taxonomy places the organism in Eukaryota, Metazoa, Chordata, Chondrichthyes, Orectolobiformes, Hemiscylliidae.